AUGGCUGGGCCCCUAUUCUCGGGAGGACGUUCUCCGAAAUUCCUCGAAUACAAAGACGAAGCGAUAUUCGAACUCCCGGGGAACUUCAAGGACCUCGAUAAAGAUGCGCAGGCCUCUAUUGAAGAGCAAAUGACUAACUCAAUGAUGCUAUGCCUGUACGAAAAGCAUGCGGCGCAAAGAUACCCAAUCCUCUACAAGAUGUUCAAAUAUCCAGAGGCCUUGACAUUGACAACCCCCAUUCAAUACUGA
Messenger RNA from Aspergillus puulaauensis, 249 nucleotides. It is a transcript of the gene AIM9, whose product is annotated as phosphotransferase enzyme. The transcript has a single exon. Bases 1 to 249 code for a protein of 82 amino acids. The record is from RefSeq and is a predicted model, not a curated record. NCBI's taxonomy places the organism in Eukaryota, Fungi, Ascomycota, Eurotiomycetes, Eurotiales, Aspergillaceae.